CACUCUCUCUUUCUCUCCUUUAACUUUUCACCGCCUCCCACAGCAUCUUCCAUUUUUUUAUUCCACCUCAAAAGUAGAUAAUUAUAUCAAAUAUAAAAUAAAAAAACAUGCAUAUGAAGAGAGAGAAAUCCCAUCUUUGUUGCACAUAUCAUCACUUCCUUUUGUUUAGGGUUGAAGCCAUAUAUAUAACUAACAACAAACCUAUCUUCCCAUAUUCUCUAAGCCUAAGUUCUUCUCUUUGUAAGUUUCUUAUAUUCUAAAUUUGAAUCAAACAAAUUUAACAUGUUAACAAAAAUGAAUGAAGUAGAACUCUCAAAUGUUAAUUUCCUUCAAAAUUCAACUACUAGUGCUUCCAUUAAUCCUCCUCCUUUGAAGAGAAAAAGAAACCUCCCCGGAAAUCCAGAUCCUGAAGCUGAAGUUAUCGCUUUAUCGCCGAAGACUUUAAUGGCAACAAACAGAUUCUUGUGUGAAACAUGUGGGAAGGGUUUUCAAAGAGAUCAGAAUCUACAACUACAUCGACGCGGACAUAAUCUUCCAUGGAAGCUUAAGCAGAGAACAAACAAGGAAAUAAAGAAGAGAGUUUAUGUCUGUCCUGAGAAGAGUUGUGUUCAUCAUGAUCCUUCAAGAGCACUUGGUGACUUAACUGGGAUAAAAAAGCACUUUUGUAGAAAGCACGGUGAAAAGAAGUGGAAGUGCGAGAAGUGCUCAAAACGCUAUGCUGUUCAGUCAGAUUGGAAAGCUCAUUCGAAAACAUGUGGUACUAGAGAAUACAAAUGUGACUGUGGAACUAUCUUUUCAAGGAGAGAUAGCUUCAUAACUCAUAGAGCUUUCUGUGAUGCCUUAGCAGAAGAAACAGCAAGGGUAAGUGCAGCCUCAGAAAUAAACCACAACUCAUUAAGGGGUAACAUUGGUAAUAAUUACAACAUAAUGGGAACAUCUUUAGUCCCUAAUAACAUGUCAACUCAUUUUCCUUCAAUUUUCAAAACAAUUUCAUCUCCUGAUCAUCAUCAUCAUGAAACAACAACCAAUCAAACUAGAGGACUCUCCCUUUGGAUGAACCAAACAUCUCAGCCUCAUGACACAAUGAUAACCACCAAUGGAAACAACAAUUUGCAUGAGAUUCAUGUUAAUCAACAUCUUGACUCAUCGUCAAGAGGAUUAAUGUACGGUGGGAUCGAGAAUCCAAACUCGAAUAAUUAUCAGCUGAAUUGGGUUUUUGAAAAUAAACUUCCCUCAAAUUGUAGCCAAGAGUUAAUUACUAGCACAACAACUUCACUUCCACUAGGAAACAAUAAUGUUAAUGUUAAGGAUGUUGCUAUUCAUCAUGAUGCUACUACAAGCCAACAAUUAUCUUCCUUGUAUAGCUCACAACACCAAAUACCAUCACAUCAAACAUCAUCAUCGGCGAACAUGUCAGCUACAGCUUUGUUACAGAAAGCUGCUCAAAUUGGAGUAACCUCGACCGACACAUCAUUCCUUGGAAGCUUAGGUUUGAAAUGCAGUGACAAUAGUAAUAUUGAUGUGAACAAGUUUGGUGGUGCUGGUUUGUAUGGUUCAAGUUCAUUACUCAUUAGUCUUGGAAAUGAGGAAGAUCAUAACACUACUGCAUGUGAUUUCUCACAAAUGCACCCUUCUAAACGUAGACAUGUCCAGAGUGAAGAGAAUGGAGGUGGAGGGCAAACUAGAGAUUUUCUUGGUGUUGGUGUGCAAACCAUUUGUCACCCUUCAUCAAUCAACGGAUGGAUUUGAUUUUAUCAUCAUGUAUAUAUAUUCACUUAUGAAUUAUUAUCUUUUAUUUUUUCCGAAUACAAAUUCUCACUCGUCAAAUCCUCAUUCCUCUGCAUUCACGUAUUCAGCACAUCAGUGGUUGUCUGGUCGUCUGAUGUUGAUCAGACUAUCUAAAAUUUAUUAUGCUUGAAUAAAGACUGUCCGGCGUCUGAUUUUGAUUGAACGGUUAUUGAUGUCUCGAUUUCGUGAAUGCAACAAGGAAUUAAUUAACAAUAAAAAAAAGUUGGAUGAAAUAAAACUGAAGUUGUAGUAUCUGAAAACUUUGCAAGGAGGAAAAGGUGGGAAAUGAGUGCAUGAUGGAGUAUGAAAAGUUUGUUGUUAGAAAAAUAUUGAAGGGCUUAAAGGAGAGAAAGAGAGAUCCAUGCAUAUUCUUUUGAAAGCUGAAAGCUGAUCCCUUUUAAAAAUGGUGGCUUUAUUUUAAUUUUUUUAUAAAGAGAAUGUGAUUGUGGAGUAGUGGGGGCAAAGCAAAGGACAAGUUUGGGAACUCCAUUAUUGAUUACUUUCAUAUCUGUUGUGAUUGUUGUCUUUGUCAAACUGGGCUUAAUUAAAAGAGAAUUUUUUUCAAGUGACAAAAAAAAGAGCAUUAUUCUUUCUAGUACA
Messenger RNA from Vicia villosa (hairy vetch), 2388 nucleotides. Its product is annotated as zinc finger protein MAGPIE-like. Gene Ontology annotation, molecular function: DNA-binding transcription factor activity. The record is from RefSeq and is a predicted model, not a curated record. Bases 283 to 1749 code for a protein of 488 amino acids. The transcript has 3 exons. Lineage: Eukaryota; Viridiplantae; Streptophyta; Magnoliopsida; Fabales; Fabaceae. Gene Ontology annotation, cellular component: nucleus.